AUGGUUCCUGUCAACAGCACCGGCUAUAUCUUCUCUGCCUUCCUGGUCACAGGCAUUCCAGGGCUGGAGGCUGUGCACAUCUGGAUCUCCAUACCCUUUUGUGCCAUGUUCCUCAUUACCUUGGUGGGUAAUAUGACCGUUAUCACCGUUGUGUGGAGGGAAGAGACCCUCCAUGUUCCCAUGUAUGUGUUUCUGGCCAUGCUAGCGGCCUCUGACCUGGGCCUGGCCCUCUUCACCUUUCCCUCCAUGCUGAGGAUCUUCUGGCUAGAUGCUAGAGAGAUGAGCACCUUGGCUUGCUUCACACAGAUGUUCUUUAUUCACACCUUCCAGGACUUUGAGUCAGCCAUCAUUCUGGCAAUGGCCUUUGACCGCUAUGUGGCCAUUUCUCACCCGCUGCACUACUCUUUGAUUCUCACCAGCAGUGUGAUUGCCAGGAUAGGCUUGGCUAUUGUUGUGAGAACCGUCACUGUACAAAUACCUCUCCCCAUCCUCUUGAGAAGGCUUAGCUUCUGUCACACCAACGUACUUUCUCAUUCCUACUGCCUGCACCCAGACAUCAUAAAGCUGUCCUGCUCUGAUACCAGGGUCAACAGCAUCUUUGGACUGUUUGUGGUGAUCUCUACCAUGGGGCUUGACUUUCUCCUCAUUCUCUUCUCUUACGUGUUGAUUCUAAAAACUGUGCUGAGCAUUGCUUCCCAUGGUGGUCGCCUCAAGGCUCUCAACACCUGCAUCUCCCACCUGUGUGCUGUGAUCCUCUUCUUCACGCCCAUGAUCUGUUUGUCUAUGUUGCACCGCUUUGGCCCAAGGCUUCCCGCAUGCAUCUAUGUGACCCUGGCCAACAUGCACUUCCUUAUUCCUCCUGUGAUGAACCCCAUUGUCUAUGUGGUAAAAACUAAGCAGAUACGAGACAAAAUUCUGAAACUCUUUAUUCAAAAAGCACCAGAGAAAUCACAAAUCAUGUUUAUAAACCAAAUCAUGGUAAACUAA
Messenger RNA from Jaculus jaculus (lesser Egyptian jerboa), 987 nucleotides. Its product is annotated as olfactory receptor 51G2-like. The record is from RefSeq and is a predicted model, not a curated record. Gene Ontology annotation, cellular component: membrane. The transcript has a single exon. Gene Ontology annotation, biological process: G protein-coupled receptor signaling pathway. The coding region runs from base 1 to 987 and encodes 328 amino acids. Gene Ontology annotation, molecular function: G protein-coupled receptor activity; olfactory receptor activity. Lineage: Eukaryota; Metazoa; Chordata; Mammalia; Rodentia; Dipodidae.